Ectocarpus sp. CCAP 1310/34 is the source of this 2835-nucleotide messenger RNA. The record is from the annotation of a GenBank genome assembly. NCBI's taxonomy places the organism in Eukaryota, Phaeophyceae, Ectocarpales, Ectocarpaceae.
GUACACGUGCAGGGCACACCUUCUCCAGGAUGACCUCGGCCCCCGUCCUCCCGCAGUUGCUUCUUUUGGCUGGUACAGCGGUGGUCACCUGUGCCCCAGCGUUAUGGUCUUAUGGAGGGAUCACGGGAGCUGACUUGAUUGCAGCAGUGGUCGUUCAAGUCGUGGUGUUCGCUACGGUGGUGUUCAUCUUGUACUUGAGCUGGGCAUACGGGGCGAUGAUGAGUCGUAACUCGCUCGAUGUUGACACCUACACGGGGAAACAGCCCAGCUUCAAAGACAGGGUGGGCGUUGCCUUUACUCACUGGAUGGCAGCCGGCUUGGGCGCGGCUUCCUCGCGUCGCACCCCGAGCGACCCCGUCCCGCUCGAGGCCAUGCCCUCGUCGUUCGUGGACAAGCUCAAGGUCAACCACGACUCGACCUCGGCCGCGGCCAUCUCUCUCAGGGGCGGCGCAGCUGGCGGCGGUGGCAUCCCCCGCCUGGCGAUCCGAUCUUCCCGCGAGGGGACGAUCUUCGUGGGCACCAUCAGGAUGGGGUUCGGGCACCACCGAAUCGCAUACGCAGCUUGCUCGUGGGGGCUGGAUGCCGGGAUGGGGACAUACUUCCACGACCUGCUCAACAUCAAGUCGAGGGAGGCAGGGAUCAUCAAGAAGGCAGACGGGUUGUACAGCUACGGUUCUCGUCUCGCGUCGGAGCUGGGCGGUGUGGCGGAAAAGGUGUGGGGGGCGAUGACUCUCUCCGGUGACGAGAACUCCCUGAGGAAUUCGUGGCAGAUGGCGGAAGAGCUCAAACCUCUGAUGAUGGAGCUCGACAAAGACGUCCCUGUGAUCACCUCGCACUCGCUCGUCGGCAUGACAGCCGUCGCCUGCGGCUUCAAGCACGUCAUCAACCUAGUUAUCGACAACUGGGCCCAGUGGUUCGUGGUGGUACCGGGGGCCAUCAAUCUGGUACAGGGGCCUUCCAACUACGAGGCGCUUCUUCGUAUGGGAGUUCCUCCUGACCAGGUCCGCUUGGCUGGCCACUGGGUUCCCAAGGGCGUGCACGAGACUAUCGACCAGGACUGUAGGUCGCGGAUUGUGCGCGCCUCCUCAGGCGUGAGCGCCCGGCGCCUGCUGGUGCCUGUUGGAGGUGCCGGCGCCCAGAGGAAGUUCGUUUCAGGCUUCGUGCGCAACUUGCUGGAGCCGCUUAAGGAUGGCCGGGUAAGGCUGCUGCUCAACGCUGGAGACCACGCCAGCAUGCAGAAGUCCCUCAAGAAGUGCUUGGAGGAACUAGGAAUCGGUUUCAAGGUAAUCAGCGAUUUUGAUGAGAUGAAGUCUCUCAUCGCACGCUUGCACCUGUCGAUUGAAGAGGGAGAGGAUGAUGACAGCGAAGCCUUCAUGAACAGGGUGCUCGCUGCAGAGGAAGGACUCCCCCCUGUCAUCAUGUUCGCCUUUGACGACUAUUUCCCGGCGGUGGCGGCUACCGACCUUCUGGUGCCAGUGGCUGACAUUUUGUGCUGCAAGCCGUCCGAGUUGGCGUUCUACCCGCUGCCCAAGCUCAUGAUCCGGAGGGUGGGGGACCAUGAAGCUCACUCGGCAACGAGAGCGGCGGAGAUUGGGGAUGGAACGCCGGAGGUUCGCACACUGGAGUCCGCCGCGCACUACGUGGAGAUGCUCUGCUCUAAGGAGCGCCCGGACCUGUUCGUCAGCAUGAACCAGCAGAUCAUUAAGAACCUCAGCAUCGGCAUCUAUGACGGCUGCAAGGUUGCUGUUGAGCUCGCCGCGGAACUGGCUAAGCUCUGAGGCUGAGAUGCGAUAUAUGAGACCCUAUCCUAAUACGGAAUUUAUUCGGGGAACGACGCGCCUCCGUCUGGCCAAGCAGCAGCUUUCUUCUUAACCUCAUGCGCGGUCUUGUUAGUAUGGCCAUGGAUGCUGAUCCACGGGUUGGCACUACCAGACGCUGCGGUCGAUACAUCACCGACUGCUCCUUCGAGUUAUCGGGUACAAGCGCAAGAAAGACACCUACCGGCAGCUCUCUUACGCCCAAACGCUGAAGAGGGUCGUAUGCCAGAGCGUUGAAGCCACGAUCCGACAGCGAGGCCUACUGUUCGCGGGAGCAUUGGCAAGGCAGCCGGAUGGGCGACUCCCGAAACGACUGAUGCUCGGCAAACUGGCUGGGGGGGAGCAGCGACGUAGGGGGGGACAGGAACAGAACUGGCCAAAGUGUGUGCUCGACGACCUGAAGGCAUUCGGGGCCGACCACGGAUCUACGGAAAGCGAUCCAUGUUGUCUUGGAAUCCCGGUACCGAAAGACACGGCACCGAAGUUAAAGUGGACGGAAGCCGCGAAGGUGGAGGGGGGAGUACCUUGGCAUGCGGCGGUGCUGCAGGGAGCUGAGAGGUCCAUGACCUCCUGGCACAAGGAGGAAGAAGAGGCCAGUCGACAACGGGCGCUCAAACGAAGCCACAAGUCAACAACCGAUGGGGGGGGAGGGGGGCAGGAGACGGCGAGGGGACAAAGCAAACGAGAAGAGACGUUCCGAGUGGCGCGAUACUUGUCGGAUUGAAUUUAUUUUUGCCAAUUCCCCCCCCCCCAACGCGGCACCAUUGCACGAACCCCCCACUAGUAAUGACGUACCAUUACAAUGUAUCGCAGGUUGGUGGCCAUGUUUGCGUGUUUACUCGUUCGUUAGUGGUCUCUCCACCGUGUGCCUUUCUCUGUCUCUUAUUUCUUGUUAUUUUCGGCCUGGUCCCUUUUUGUCUUCGUUUUCUUUUAUCGUUUUCUCUUUUUUUUCUCUCUUUUUCUGUGUCAGAUGGUAUUGUCUCUGCUUGCGUUGUGAUGUACCAAGAUUGAACCAAGG